AUGUCAGGAGACUACGAGGAUGACCUCUGCCGGCGGGCACUCAUCCUGGUCUCAGACCUCUGUGCGCGGGUCCGAGAUGCCGACACCAGUGACAGGUGCCAGGAGUUCAACGACCUGCGAAUUCGAGGCUAUCCCCGGGGCCCAGAUGCAGACAUCUCCGUGAGCCUGCUGUCGGUCAUCGUGACAUUCUGUGGCAUUGUCCUUCUGGGCGUCUCCCUCUUCGUGUCCUGGAAAUUGUGCUGGGUGCCCUGGCGGGACAAGGGAGGCUCAGCAGUGGGCGGGGGCCCCCUGCGCAAAGACCUAGGCCCUGGGGUUGGGCUGGCAGGCCUGGUAGGUGGUGGUGGGCACCACCUGGGGGCUGGCCUGGGUGGCCAUCCUCUGCUGGGGGGUCCACACCACCAUGCCCACACUGCCCACCAUCCGCCCUUCGCUGAGCUGCUGGAGCCAGGCAGCCUGGGGGGCUCUGACCCCCCUGAGCCCUCCUACUUGGACAUGGACUCCUACCCAGAGGCUGCAGCAGCUGCUGUGGCCGCUGGGGUCAAACCGAGCCAGACAUCUCCUGAACUGCCCUCUGAGGGAGGUGCAGGCUCUGGGCUGCUCCUGCUGCCCCCCAGUGGUGGGGGCUUGCCCAGUGCCCAGUCGCAUCAGCAGGUCACAAGCCUGGCACCCAUCACCAGGUACCCAGCCCUACCCCGGCCCCUCACCCAGCAGACCCUGACCCCCCAGCCGGACCCUGGCAGUGACGAGCGGCCGCCUGCCCUACCCUUACCCUUGCCAGGCGGGGAGGAAAAAGCCAAACUCAUCGGGCAGAUCAAGCCGGAGCUGUACCAGGGGACUGGACCAGGUGGCCGGCGCGGCGGUGGGGCUCCGGGCUCUGGAGAGGCCGGCGUGGGGGCGCCCUGCGGCCGCAUCAGUUUCGCCCUGCGGUACCUCUAUGGCUCAGACCAGCUGGUGGUGCGGAUCCUGCAGGCCUUGGACCUCCCAGCCAAGGACUCCAACGGCUUCUCCGACCCCUACGUCAAGAUCUACCUGCUGCCAGACCGCAAGAAAAAGUUCCAGACCAAGGUGCACAGGAAGACGCUGAACCCUGUGUUCAACGAGACAUUCCAGUUCUCAGUGCCCCUGGCUGAGCUGGCCCAGCGCAAACUGCACUUCAGCGUCUAUGACUUUGACCGUUUCUCGCGGCACGACCUCAUCGGCCAAGUGGUGCUGGACAACCUCCUGGAGCUAGCUGAGCAGCCCCCUGACCGCCCACUAUGGAGGGACAUCGUGGAGGGCGGCUCGGAAAAGGCAGAUCUUGGGGAGCUCAACUUCUCACUCUGCUACCUCCCCACGGCCGGGCGCCUCACGGUGACCAUCAUCAAAGCCUCUAACCUCAAAGCGAUGGACCUCACCGGCUUCUCAGACCCCUACGUAAAGGCCUCUCUGAUCAGCGAGGGGCGGCGUCUGAAGAAGCGGAAAACCUCCAUCAAGAAGAACACGCUGAACCCCACGUACAACGAGGCGCUCGUGUUCGACGUGGCCCCGGAGAGCGUGGAGAGCGUGGGGCUCAGCAUCGCGGUGGUAGACUACGACUGCAUUGGGCACAACGAGGUGAUCGGCGUGUGCCGCGUGGGCCCGGACGCCGCCGACCCCCACGGCCGCGAGCACUGGGCGGAGAUGCUGGCCAAUCCCCGCAAGCCCGUGGAGCACUGGCAUCAGCUGGUGGAGGAAAAGACUCUGUCCAGCUUCACGAAAGGCAGCAAAGGAUUGUCAGAGAAAGAGAACUCAGAGUGA
Mirounga angustirostris (Northern elephant seal) is the source of this 1776-nucleotide messenger RNA. RefSeq names its product synaptotagmin 3 (gene SYT3). Bases 1 to 1776 code for a protein of 591 amino acids. The record is from RefSeq and is a predicted model, not a curated record. Lineage: Eukaryota; Metazoa; Chordata; Mammalia; Carnivora; Phocidae. The transcript is spliced from 8 exons. Gene Ontology annotation, cellular component: plasma membrane; exocytic vesicle. Gene Ontology annotation, biological process: calcium-ion regulated exocytosis; cellular response to calcium ion; regulation of calcium ion-dependent exocytosis. Gene Ontology annotation, molecular function: clathrin binding; SNARE binding; phosphatidylserine binding.